Molecule: messenger RNA, 2231 nt
Organism: Mercurialis annua (annual mercury)
Lineage: Eukaryota; Viridiplantae; Streptophyta; Magnoliopsida; Malpighiales; Euphorbiaceae
Product: protein IQ-DOMAIN 11
Exons: 6
Coding region: 640-2034 (464 amino acids)
Molecular function (GO): protein binding
Source: RefSeq, a predicted model, not a curated record
UUGUUCUUUAAAUGCAAGAAUGAGAAUGAAAAUUAUCCUUUUUUAAUAAUUUUCAUUGUUUUUUCUUGGACUUAGUGACACCUUCUUCUAGUUCUAAAAGGGCCCAUUUCAUAGCUGUAUUUCCAUCUUCAAACCAUAGCCAAUUGCUCUGUAUUUUUGGUUUCUUCUGCACAUUCCUUCACACACUCCCCACUCACUCCCCUCAAUAAUACCAUUCUCACCAUAUUAUUACAAAUUUACAACAUUUCAUAGUUAUAAGAGAGAAGGGUAGUUCAAGAAUUUCAGACCCAACAAACAUUUGAACAUGUCUGCACUGAUACAGUUGAAGAAUAUUAUCAAAUCUUGAGGUCCCAUUUUAAAAGCUAUAGCUUUUCUUUUAUAAAUAAUUCAUCCUCCUCAAUGAAUCAACUUUGCUUCUGCUUAAAGGCCCACACCUAUGGCUAUGAUGAGCUGAUGAAAGUGAAAUCCUUCUUCUUCUUCAUCAACAAGAUGCAUUAUUGCAUAAAUGUACAAACUUUCCAAUCAACAUUACACAAAUUUAUGACUCAGAGCUACCAAGAAUAGGUUUUUACUUUUUUUCAUUCACUAAAUCACAGGAUUCUGAAUCCCAGGAUUUCAGGAGAUGGUAAUGGUGUUUCAAUGGCUAAGAAGAGAAGCUGGUUCAAUCUAGUGAAGAAGUUUUUCAUUCCGGAUACACAGUCAAAUCAAGAUAAGAAGAAGGACAAGAGAAGAAAAUGGGUUUUCUUUGGAAGGCUGAAGGUGAAAAGCAGGUUGCCAUCUAUUGCAGCACCGUCGCCACCGCGAGAAAGGAGAACGGCAACACGAAGUGAGGCCGAGGAGCAGCAGAGUAUACGCGCUUUAGAUGUUGCACUUGCUACUGCUGCUGCUGCCGAAGCAGCUGUUGCGGCUGCUCAUGCUGCGGCUGAAGUUGUUUUGCUAACUGGUGUUCCAAAUGAAUCAAAACAACAACAACAAUCAGCCAUUAAACUACAACCUGAAGCUCAUAUUAUCAAUUUCACUCAUCAUUGUGAAAAGGACAGCCAAGAAACUGCUGCCACUAAAAUCCAAACCGCCUUUCGAGGUUAUCUUGCAAGGAAAGCUCUGAAUGCAUUGAAGGGGAUAGUGAAGCUCCAAGCAAUUAUUCGAGGGAGAAAUGUGAGACGCCAAGCUAUGAAUACUCUGAAAUGCUUGCAGUCCAUUGUAAACAUCCAGUCACAAGUCUCUGCAAAGAAAAUCCAGAUGGGGGAAGGAAAUUGUUAUUUUGAUGAAAAUAAACAGUUUCAGUACUUGACUGACAAGAUAAUUAAGAUGGACACAAACAGUCAAAAAAGAUGGGAUGGAAGCAUUUUGACAAAGGAGGAAGCAGAAGCCCUAUUUCUUAGCAAAAAAGAGGCGGCUAUUAAGCGAGAAAGGAUAAAAGAAUACUGUUAUAACCACCGAAAUUCAGCAGAAACGGAGAGGAGCAAGGCGAAUGGAAGGUGGAGGUACUGGCUAGAGCAGUGGGUGGAUACUCAACUUUCUAAAAGUAAAGAACUCGAAGAUUUGGAUACCGUUUUAACUUCAAUGCCAAAGCCGAGAGUGGAGUAUAGAGGGAAACAACUUAAACUGAGACCGUAUAACACGGAUCAAGGACUAGAUUCUCCGAUAACAGCAGCUUCGAGAAAAUCAUUUCACAGAAAGCAAUGUUCGUUAGGGGAAGAUAAUUCCUUCUCCAGCUCUCCUAUAGUUCCAACUUACAUGGCUGCAACAGAAUCCGCCAAGGCGAAAACAAGAUCAUUAAGCUCGCCGAAGCUAAGGCCUCCGGGAAAUUAUGAUGCAUACUCUGAUGGCUAUUCACCAUGUAAGAAUAAGUUGUCUUUGAAAUCAUCUGCUGCAACUGAAUUAGCUAGCAGUGGUAAGUUUGAAAGGCCAAGUCAAAGGUCUCCAAGCUUGAAGAACCUGCCAGGUCCUGUCAAAUCGAACCGGACACUGGUGAAUGUCAGCUUUGAUUCGGAGUGCUCGUUGCGGACGUGGGAUCAACAACGAGCCUUGUGAUGAGAUAUGAUUCUCUGUUUGUGCAUUGCUUGCUUUAUAAGUAGUUUGUAAUUACAUAGAUGAUUUGAUUGGAGAACUAGUUGAAGAAUUCUUUGAAAAUGUUUCUCAAUGACCUGAACAGAACCAGGGCCUCUAUUCCUGAGUUUAGAAGGAGCAGAAUUGGGCUAGCUAGCUAAGUAUAUUUUGGAUGGUUUGCA